GCGAGGCCGGUAGUCGGCGCUGGCCUGCCCGCUCGCCCCCUUUCGGAGCCUGCUCGUCUACCCGCGGCCGGGGAUGGAGGUGGCGGGAGGCCGCGGCCCGCCAUGAAGCCACGGCCGCGCUGUGAGAGGAAGCAUCAUGCCAAAACCCAGGCAUUUGGAGUGACCCACAAUCCACCUGCCACCAUGCAAGCCCACUCUAACAAUCGCCACAGUGCCCCAGGAAAUAACGAUGCCCCCCAGUGUGCUCACGCAGGAAGGCCGCCAGGAGAAGGAUCGUGCCAGCGCGGAGGGGAUGUUCACAUCCAGCUAAACCCUGCUACGAUGGAGGCUGGAGAAAACGCUGGCUCUAGGCAGCACCCGCACUCAGGGAUCCAUAGUCACUCUCACUCUCAUAGCGAAGCAAGGGGGCCGGAAGAGGGCGGCGGGGAUUCGGAGGAACACAGCGGCAGCUCUCUCUCGGAGCUCAGAUAUCUCCUCCAGUGGCUACACAAGAGCCUCCCAUACAUCUUGAUCUUGUCCGUCAAACUUCUCCUGCAGCACGUCAUUGGCAUUUCUCUGGGAAUUGGGCUGCUAACAACUUUUAUGUAUGCAAACAAAAGCAUUGUAAAUCAGGUUUUCCUAAGAGAAAAGUGUUCCAGACUGCACUGCGCUGGGUUACUCUUGUUCCUAACAGGAUCUUCUGUCCUUCUGUAUUAUACCUUCUACAAUCAAUCCCUUCACUACAGCUUGAUUUUUUUGAGUCCAACUGUGGAUUUCACGAAUUUCUGGGAGGUACUUUGGAUCGUGGGAAUCACAGACUUUGUCCUGAAGUUCCUCUUCAUGAGUUUCAAAUGCAUCGUUCUCUUGUUGCCUUGUUUAAUAAUGUCAUUUAAGGCCAAGGGUUACUGGUAUAUGCUGUUGGAAGAAAUCUGCCAGUAUUACCGUAAAAUCGUCCCUAUACCCAUCUGGUUCCGCUAUCUUGUUGGCUUGAGGGAGCAAGAAAGUGCGCUCGGAUGGAGUCUUGGCAUCUUGCUGGCUCUGCUGUAUCUGAUCCUAAAGCUUUUGAGCUUUUUUGCACACCUGAAGCACUUCCGAUGGGUUCUGAGAGUGUUUUAUUCCCAGCCGAGCUACGGCGUGGCCGCCAGCAAGAGGCAGUGCGCCGACGCAGACGACAUCUGCUCUAUCUGCCAAGCUGAGUUCCAGAAGCCUGUUGUUCUCAUCUGCCAGCACAUAUUCUGCGAAGAAUGCAUAGCUCUGUGGUUCAAUAGAGAGAAAAGCUGCCCCCUGUGUAGAACAGUCAUCUCGGAUCACAUUAACAAGUGGAAAGAUGGGGCGUCUUCUGUGCAAUUACAGAUCUAUUAAAAACUCGCACCUUCUUGCUUCACAGUGUAACUUUACUUGAAUACUGGGGCUUUCAGCUUAAAGCAGGGUGCUGUGCCUCUCUGACACUUUUUGGGGCUUCUGCUACUGGAUUUGUAAAGUCAAAUCUUCGACAAUGCAUGUACCACAUACAGCAACCUGACUGGAAUCAGCAUUUUACACACAAGGGCUGGCUGGCUUCCAAAGCGACAGGAUACCCCAAACAUUGCCUCAGGUGUAUUAAGAACCGUGUUCGUGGCCAUUCGAAUGGGAGCCGGCAGUACCUCACAGGCGCUUUCCUAUUCCCACUUCCUGUCCCAUGUCUACUCAUACUGCCAAGUUACUUCAAUGAUGUCAACAUGGGUAUUUGUUCCCUGAAGUCUAUUUUUUUAAAAAACUAUUUGAUGCUAUAUUUUGACAAGGCGCAAAAAUAAAAAGAGGAAAUAUAUCUAAUUGUGGUACUUUCUUUAAAAAGCUGUACUAGACCGGAAGGCUGGCAAGAAUAAAUGUAGUUUUAA
Molecule: messenger RNA, 1856 nt
Organism: Gekko japonicus
Lineage: Eukaryota; Metazoa; Chordata; Lepidosauria; Squamata; Gekkonidae
Gene: RNFT1
Product: ring finger protein, transmembrane 1
Exons: 9
Coding region: 103-1341 (412 amino acids)
Biological process (GO): positive regulation of ERAD pathway
Cellular component (GO): endoplasmic reticulum
Molecular function (GO): ubiquitin protein ligase activity
Source: RefSeq, a predicted model, not a curated record